Molecule: messenger RNA, 1671 nt
Organism: Miscanthus lutarioriparius
Lineage: Eukaryota; Viridiplantae; Streptophyta; Magnoliopsida; Poales; Poaceae
Source: the annotation of a GenBank genome assembly
AUGGCGGGCUUGGAGACACGUGUCAAGCAUUUAUUGGAUGUCGCACACAGGAGCGGUAUCGCAUGGAAUCUAUUUGCCCAUCCGCAUGAAAGUGGACCAGUGGGAGACCAGGAACAGAGCCGAGGCCGAGGCGAAGGGAUGCAGCAGCCACCGCUGAUGGCCCCGACCGCCGCAACCACCACCAAGCAGAUCCAAAAGCUUCGGCCAACCGGAGGUGCAGCUGCAGCUGGUGCAAGCUGCAUACCGCACGAACGGGACGCCUUGCUGGCCUUUAAACAUGGCAUCAGCAGCGAUCCCAUGAACCUCCUUGCCACUUGCAGAAUGACGGAGACUGCUGCUGGUGGAGAGGCAUUCGGUGCAGCAACCGGACUGGCCAUGUCCUCAAGCUUCAACUUCGUAAUCAUGAACAACCUUACCGGCUCGAGUGGCCAAAUACCAGAUUUUGUGGGUUCUUUGGUGAACUUGAGAUAUCUCAACCUCUCCAGCAUACCAUUCACUGGUAGAGUGCCACACCACCUUGGUAACCUGUCAAAGUUGAAGUAUUUUGAUCUCUCCCUCUUGCGUUUUCGGGGUCAACCAUACUCAACAGACAUUUCAUGGUUAGCUGGCCUAUCUUUGUUGGAGUAUCUUGACAUGAGCAUGGUCCUCCGUCUUAAUUUUUGUUUGCUUCUAAGUGCAAACCAAUCACUCCCACAUAUUAACCUUACAAAUCUUGAAAGGCUUGAUCUGUCUGGUAAUAUUUUUGACCAUCCAAUGGCAUCCAGCUGGCUUUGGAAUUUGACAGGCCUCCAAUAUAUCAGUCUUGAGUUCAAUUAUUUUUAUGGUCAAGUUCCUGAUGCACUAGGGGAUAUGACGUCUCUCCAAGUCCUUGAUUUGUCAGGUAACAAUCUUUUUGAGGGUGAGCUUCCUCGAUGUUUUAAUGCUACAAACCUCAGGUUUCUACUAUUAGGCAAUAAUAGUUUCUCAGGUGAUUUCCCAGUGUUCCUUCAAAACAGCAAGCGAUUAGAGUUCAUAGACUUAUCGCGAAAUAAGUUCUCUGGAAAUUUACCACACUGGAUUGGAGGUUUGGUCGAACUCCGGUUCCUACGUUUAAGCGAGAACAUGUUCUCUGGAAAUAUUCCAAUGAGCAUCACAAAUCUUACCCACCUUCAUCAUUUGAAUCUAGCCAGCAACAGGUUGUCAGGUGUUAUACCCUGGGGUAUGUCAAAUCUUACAGCUAUGACACAAAAAUAUGUGAAGGACCCUUCUAUUGACGAAGAUGCUUAUGCAGCCUAUGAAACGUUGAACCGUGACAUCGGACAGCACUUCUCUGCGGUCACCAAGGGGCAACAACUGUGUUACGAUGUCAGAAUUUUUGAAUUGCAACUUGACACCCUCUUUGCAGAGUACCCGUCUAUGUACAGUGGCAACAGUGGUCUAUGUGGGCCUACUCUUCGAAAGAUCUGUUCAGGAAACAAUUCAUCAAGGCAACUUGUCCAUGAACAUGGUUUUGAGCCAAUGUCAUUUUAUUUUGGACUUGGUUUGGGAUUUAUAUUGGGUUUUUGGCUUGUGUUUUGUGUCCUGUUGUUCAAGAAAGCAUGGAGGGUUGCUUAUUCCUGCCUCAUUGACAAGAUAUACGAUCAGAUGUAUGUGCUUGUGGUUGUUACAUGGAAAAACUUGGCAAGGGAGUGA